Messenger RNA from Onychostoma macrolepis, 2758 nucleotides. It is a transcript of the gene plcxd3, whose product is annotated as phosphatidylinositol-specific phospholipase C, X domain containing 3. The coding region runs from base 464 to 1432 and encodes 322 amino acids. The record is from RefSeq and is a predicted model, not a curated record. Gene Ontology annotation, molecular function: phosphoric diester hydrolase activity. Gene Ontology annotation, cellular component: synapse. The transcript has 3 exons. Gene Ontology annotation, biological process: lipid metabolic process. NCBI's taxonomy places the organism in Eukaryota, Metazoa, Chordata, Actinopteri, Cypriniformes, Cyprinidae.
GAUGCAUCAGUUUACACUUGUUGCACAACGGUUUGUUCUUAACGCCGCUUCACUCAGACUUAUGAAAAUACACAGCGACCGUGUUAAUAUCCAGCGUGAAAGGUCGAAUGUGUAUGAUGCUUGGAUCCAGGAUUUGUCCGCCCUGUUCCUCUGCACAACAGUAAUUGUUCAAUAACAUCAAAUGAAUUAAUUAAAUCCGCGCGCGCUGAAGUCUAUAGUUGCGCCCACACCCAGCACACACAUGGGAGGGAAUAAUUUAGACAUCAUCUAUGCAACGAGCUUCUAAAUGUUUGUAAAGACGCUGUUUAAAUCCAGAAGGCUGGGGGAAAUUGUGAUGUAGGAGCGGCGCGCGCCGUCUCGGGGGUGUGGUGAUGCUCGCGCUGUGAACUCACGCGAGCGCGGGCGCUGAAUACUAGAGCACUCAGAGCGAAGCACGGACACCGAGCAUCACAGAACCAACAGCAUGGCUUCGUCUCAGGGGAAAAGCGAACUCCGUUAUGCGGACUGGAUGUCAAGUUUACCAGACACCUUGCACGGUACCCCUCUUACCAAUCUCGCCAUACCAGGUUCCCAUGACUCCUUUAGUUUUUACAUCGACGAAGCCUCACCAGUUGGGCCGGAGCAGCCUGAGACCGUGCAGAACUUUGUCUCUGUUUUUGGCACAGUGGCCAAGAAGCUGAUGAGGAAGUGGUUGGCGACACAGACCAUGAACUUCACCAGCCAGCUGGAGGCAGGCAUCCGCUUCUUUGACCUCCGCAUAUCCACCAAACCCAGAGACCCCGACAACGAGCUCUACUUUGCACACGGCCUGUUCAGCGCCACCGUACGCGAAGGCCUGGAGCAGAUCAGCACCUUCCUGGCCUCCCAUGCUCGCGAGGUCGUGUUCCUGGACUUCAACCACUUCUACGGUGUACAGAACCUCCAUCACGAGAAGCUGGUCCAGAUGCUGCGCACCAUCUUCGGGGACCGACUCUGUCCGGUAGUGUUUGCUCAAGAGGUAAGCCUGAAGUACCUCUGGGAGAAAGAGUAUCAGGUGCUGGUCUUCUAUCACAAUCCCAUGGCUCUGGAGGUUCCUUUCCUGUGGCCUGGUCAGAUGAUGCCCUCUCCUUGGGCCAAUACCACAGAUCCUGAGAAGCUCAUUCAGUUCCUUCAAGCCUCAGUAAAGGAUCGGAGACGUAAGGGCACCUUUUUUGUGUCCCAAGUGGUUCUCACUCCCAAAGCAAGCACCGUCAUGAAGGGUGUCACCAGUGGUCUGAGGGAGACCAUCACAGAGAGGGCUCUUCCUGGCAUGAUGCAGUGGAUCCGCUCACAGCGACCUGGGGAAAGUGGAGUAAACAUCAUCACGGCCGAUUUUGUGGAGCUGGGGGAAUUUAUCAGCGCUGUUAUCACCCUCAACUACUACCUGGAUGAUGAGGAAGAAAACGCCACCUGAACCUCCACAUCUCCCACAUCGCUUGUGGUAUCAAUUACUUGCUCCCUCUCUCUUUGCCAUAUUUUUAUGUUUUAUUUAUUUUUUGGAUCAUAGAGACUGUGUUCGUCUGACAUUUUUAGGGCUAAUGGAAACCAUUAGAACGAUAGUAGAGACCAGACACGGUCAGGUGGAAUAAUUUCAGGUUUUGUCUGAGGAUGAACAGGCGCAGAUGGUGAUUUCAUUUCUUUCUGGGCAAAAAAGGUGACUGGCCUUUUCCCAUGUUUCUCUGCUUCCGAUCUGUUGGACUACUAGUUACUGAUCCACAUGCUCGAAACCUUGAUAAGUUCUGCCCAAAUUCUGCUUCUGAUCAAAGUAACAGUAACAUUAACUCAUUUCAUGGGAAUAAAUAUUGUUUGUACAGUGAAUGUGAUGCUGAAUCUAUAGUAGGUUUAUUUCUAGUGGUCAUAGUAACUUGUAUGAUUGUCGAGUUGUAAAUACUUGUAAACCUGUUGAAUUGUAACUUUGCUCACUAUUUGUCAUGCCCGAACAUACAUCAAGAGUUGAGGUUCCGUUCGAGGCCUCAAUCUGGUCUUACAAUGUUGAAGAAGUGAACUAUUAGAUGUUUGUAUUCACAACCAAAAAUUGCAAUUGUAUGUAACAGCAUUUUUGCCUUUCUGGCUUUGUAUUUACAUUUUUGUAGUCGUCUUUUACUUUAUCCAACAGAUUCUUUUAUACAUCCGUGAACAACAUACAUAUUCUUUGCAUCUGCACUGCUGUGACUGUGGACUGUUAAAGAGUGGCCACUGAAGUUGCAGAAAAAAAACCACACAAUCCAUCCAUCAAUUAAUAAUGCACAAUUUGCAUUCAAUUGUAAACAUGCCUACAUAAACAAACACGCAAGAGACUCACUUAAUGGGUGUGAACAGACUUAUUAUAACACCAUUUUCUAAUUAGCCAGACUAAUUGGGUAAAUGGCCAUGCUAAUUGUUUUAAUCACACAGAUGCCAAGUAAUUGAAUUUCUUCAAUAUAUGACAUUAUGAAACAAUGUCCCACACUGCUGCCUUCUCUCUUUUACAGUCAGGUGGCACUGGAAAACUAACUAGAAAGUUUGCAGCAUUGUUUGUUUAUUGAAGUGUUUAAAUCAUUUUUAUUAAUGUGACAAUCCCAUGGCCAACCUAGAGCAUGGAUUUGUGUGAAUGCAUUAAUCAUGCCUUUGUACAGUAUAAAAUUGCAUGUAGUUGUCUAGGUCGAUAAAUUGUAUUUACAUGUAAACUUUCUAUGGGUAUAUGUCCUAAUCGAGCAUUUCUGACAAAUCUGGUGUACAAUAAAUGUAAAUACUGCAUAUA